AUGUUACUUUUCGUCUGGUUUCAUAUUGGUCUUAUAGAAGCUACUUCGUCCAUUUUUAGCAAAACAAUUCCAGCUGUUCCUUGUCGGAAAAAUAUAACUUGUGGUAAAGAGCCACACAUUAUGUGCGAGUCUCGACCACCACAAUGUGAGCCAUUUCAACCACUCAAAUUGGGUGCUGAUGAAAUUUACUACUUUUUAUUGGGUCAUAAUGGUUUGCGAAACCGAGUGGCAGAGCAAUAUAAUAUUGCAAACAUGAAUAUCGUGCAUUGGAGCGCUCAAUUGCAAAUGAGAGCCGAACGUUUUCUCAGAAGAUGUCGCGUGGAACCGGAUGCUUGUCAAAAUGUUGGUCCCAAAGAGACGCGAGUGUAUCACAAUUUUCACUUUCAUCACGGUAUAAUACAUCAAAAAUGGUCGGCACAUUUGGUGCGCAAAUGGUACAAUGAAUUCAAUUAUCGUGAAAGAUGGGAGAAUUUUAAUGAAAAACGCAAGAGGGGUCUCAUUGGCAACUACUCGCAAUUGAUAUAUCCUACAGUAGAACUGAUUGGAUGCAAUGCCGCAAAUCUCUCCGAUGGUUCUUUAUUUGUUUGUUAUUACUGGCCACGCACGUCUAAAAAAUAUGAAGACGGCUUUCUUUAUGGCGAGCCUUGUUCACAAUGUAAUCCACAGUUGCCGGCUUGUUCACGCAUCUUUCGUGGACUAUGUGGUAUAGAUUUAGAAAUAUCGAAGGCUGUGAGCUUACAGGAAAGUGUUGAAAAACAUGUUGUAUUAAUUCUAGUCGCUGUAACCGCUAUUUUACGAUCUUUAUUGUAA
Messenger RNA from Bactrocera neohumeralis, 810 nucleotides. Its product is annotated as cysteine-rich venom protein pseudecin-like. The record is from RefSeq and is a predicted model, not a curated record. Bases 1 to 810 code for a protein of 269 amino acids. Lineage: Eukaryota; Metazoa; Arthropoda; Insecta; Diptera; Tephritidae. The transcript has 6 exons.